This is a messenger RNA of Heterobilharzia americana, 1896 nucleotides long. The record is from the annotation of a GenBank genome assembly. Lineage: Eukaryota; Metazoa; Platyhelminthes; Trematoda; Strigeidida; Schistosomatidae.
AUGACAACUACCUCUUCUACAACAGCUACUACUAUCAGCAACUUUGUAAAUGGUACCACUAACAUCAAUUAUAAUAGCAGAGGAUUCCUCCCUAACAACAAUGUUUAUGACGAUGAUUAUUCAAAUCAUCAUCCUCUUCAACAAUACUUUACUACAGCUAAUAAUGAAUGUUUACCUAAUCAGUAUACAGAGUCAGACGAUGAAGUCUAUUUCUCUCAAUCACCAAUGAAAUCUAAAUUCAAUCUGAAAUCAUCAUUAUUACCACUACCAUCAUCAUCAUCAUCAUUGCCGAAAUCAAGAAAUGUUGUAAUAAAUGAUCACUUUGAUUCCAUUCCACAUUCUUCUACAUCUUUUUCAUCAAUUAGUUAUAAAGGUCAUCAAAAAGCCUUAUCACUUGGCACAGGUUUUGAUUUAUGUCAAAAUUAUUCUAAUGCUGUUACCAUUGAUAAUAGUAAUCAUGAUAAUAGUACUUUGUUCCCUUCUUAUGAAAUGAAUAAAAAGUUGACUGGGCAUAGACUUCAUCGUUCUGUUGUCAAAUCACGUGGUCGUCUUGGUCCACCAUUAACAGAGGAUUUAAUGCGUAAAUUUCAGUGUAUUACUGUACCAUUGAAAAAACAAACUGAAAAAUCGUCUAAAAGUUGGAUAUAUCGAUUUCAUUCUAAGCUCUAUGUUCAUUGUAGUCGUAUACGCUUAGUCUACCUAAUUAUGAUAUUGAAGUUUACCGUUUUAAUAUGUUUUAUUGAAAUAUUAUAUCGUUCACGAGGAUGCUUUAAUUGGUUAUUUUUCUCUGGACCACAGAAAUAUCUAUUCCAAUAUAAUCAUGAGCAUACGACAAAUGUUCCAGCACACGAAGAGAUUGCAGAUGAUCAACAAACUUGGUUCUAUCGUUGGUCAAUGGAUCGUUUUUCAGCUGUCUAUGGUAUGAUAUUUGCACUUUUAUGUGAAUCAUUACGACAAACUGGAGUAUUAAAAGAUACUGAAGAUGAUCACUUAGAAUGCUUACUACCAUUACACAAUAAUAACAAUAACAGUAAUAAUUAUAAUGUUAACAAUAGGAAUUUCACUAUCGUUGAAAGUGAUCACGAGAAAAGAAUGAAAACUCAAAAUAAUUCGGCUGAUUACACUAGUAGUUAUCAUGGAUCAUCCAACUUGCUAUUCAGUAGAUCUGAUGAGUUCUUAAAUCAAUUAUUCACUCCUGAUGAUUCAUUGUAUGAAAUAAACAAGAAGUAUAAAAGAACUGUUAAUUCAUCUAUUCAAUAUUCUAAUCAUCAUAUGGAACAAGAAGAAAGAGAGAUUAGAAAUGAUGAUGAGGGGUUGAAUACUGUUAAUUUACCAUUACUGAAACCAACUACUCAUGAUAAAGAUUAUGUAGAGAAUUCGUAUUUAUUACGUGAAUUUCUAUGCAAAUGUUUUUCACCAUUGGGUUUAACUGUACUAGGGAUUAUCGGUUUGAUGUUUGCUUUUAUUUAUGUAUUUGCGUGCUCAAAUCGAGAAACCUGUUUACAUAUUCACGCCUACGUUUGUCUCAUCCCUAUCCUAUCAUAUAUCCUUGUGAGAAAUAGUUUCAGUUCAUUACGCAGAACAUAUAGUAUAUUCUUUGCUUGGAUUGGUGAUAUGUCAUUAGAACUUUUUAUUGCUCAAUAUCAUAUAUGGCUGUCAGCUGAUGCAUAUGGGAUUCUUGUUCUGCUGCCUGGUUACCCGUUAAUCAAUUUAGCUGUGACAUCAUUCAUUUUCAUAUGUAUAUGUCAUGAAGUACACAUCUUAACACGUAGAUUACAAAAGUAUGUCAUUCCUAACUCACCAUUGAAACUUGUGCGUAAUGUGUUAAUUUUUACACUAGUGUUUCAUUUAAUCACUAAUUCAACAUCACAAAUGAUUCAAUGGGAUUUUUUGUAA